Messenger RNA from Entelurus aequoreus (snake pipefish), 4945 nucleotides. It is a transcript of the gene cry5, whose product is annotated as cryptochrome circadian regulator 5. Gene Ontology annotation, molecular function: FAD binding; DNA binding. Gene Ontology annotation, biological process: entrainment of circadian clock by photoperiod; circadian regulation of gene expression. Gene Ontology annotation, cellular component: nucleus; cytoplasm. The record is from RefSeq and is a predicted model, not a curated record. The coding region runs from base 159 to 1730 and encodes 523 amino acids. The transcript is spliced from 11 exons. NCBI's taxonomy places the organism in Eukaryota, Metazoa, Chordata, Actinopteri, Syngnathiformes, Syngnathidae.
CUAUAGAGGUACCGCCCCCUCGACCUCUGAUUGGCUGGUUUAGCUGCAGAGCUUCCUGUUUUGUAACCUAUUCAACGUGCAUGUUAUCAAACACAAACCCAGCAAAAGGCAGCGAAAGAGAAGGGCCGAGAAAGAGCUGGCACAAUUAAGUUGCAGACAUGACACAUAGAUGCAUCCACUGGUUCCGUAAGGGACUGCGGUUACAUGACAACCCAGCGCUGGUGGCCGCUUUAAAGGAAUGCAAGGAACUCUACCCCGUCUUCAUCCUCGAUCCCCAUCUCCUCGACAAGACACGAGUGGGGCUCAACCGCUGGAGGUUCCUGGUGGGAGCGCUCACGGACUUGGACCAAAGCCUGCAAAAACUAAACUCCAGACUGUUUGUCGUGAGAGGCAAGCCAGAAGAUGUUUUCCCUCAAUUGUUCACCAAGUGGAAGAUAACCAAGCUGACGUAUGAGUUUGACACAGAGCCUUACAGUGUGUCCCGUGACAAGAAAGUGAGCGCUCUGGCUAAAGAACACAACGUGGAAGUCGUCUAUAAAGUGUCUCACACCCUUUAUGACAUAGACAGGAUAAUUGAGGAGAACAAUGGGAAAGCUCCCCUCACAUACAACCGCAUGCAGACUGUUGUGAAGACCCUCGGGCCCCCAAAGAGGCCAAUCCCUGCUCCCAGCAUGGAGGAUGUGAAAGGCCUGGAGACCCUUCAAUCAGAAGACGGCGUGAAUCACUACAGUAUACCCACGCUGGACGAGCUGGGCCAUGACACUUCAGAGCUUGGAGAAGAGCCGUUCCCUGGAGGAGAACAAGAAGCCUUGAGGCGAUUGGAGGAAAAGAUGAAAAACACAGGUUGGGUGUGUGGCUUUGAGAAACCUCAGACCUCGCCCAACUCCCUGAGCCCGAGCACCACAGUCCUCAGCCCCUAUGUCACCUUCGGGUGCCUGUCUGCACGCACCUUCUGGUGGAGGCUGACCGAGGUCUAUAAGGGGAAAAAGCAUUCAGCCCCGCCAGUGUCCCUGCACGGUCAGCUACUUUGGAGAGAGUUCUUCUACACAGCCAGCGUGGGUAUCCCCAAUUUUAACAAGAUGGAGGGCAACCCUGUGUGUACUCAGGUGGACUGGGAUGCAAAUGACGACUCCCUUGCUGCUUGGAGAGAGGCUCGUACUGGUUUCCCUUUCAUCGACGCCAUAAUGACUCAGCUGAGACGAGAAGGAUGGAUCCAUCACCUGGCGAGACAUGCUGUGGCCUGCUUCCUCACCAGAGGAGACCUGUGGAUCAGCUGGGAGGAAGGACAGAAGGUGUUUGAGGAGCUCCUGUUAGACGGCGACUGGGCUCUUAAUGCUGGGAACUGGCAGUGGCUGUCAGCGAGCACCUUCUUCCACCAGUUCUUCAGGGUCUACUCUCCUGUGGCAUUUGGCAAGAAGACUGACAAAAAUGGGGACUACAUCAAGAAGUACCUUCCCAUUCUGAAGAAGUUUCCCGCUCAGUAUGUCUACGAGCCUUGGAAAGCGCCACACAGUGUGCAGCAAGCGGCGGGGUGCAUCGUGGGUAAAGACUAUCCACGUCCUAUUGUGGAGCAUGAAGUGAACAGCAAGAAGAACAUCCAGAGGAUGAAGCUCGCUUAUGCCAAGAGGUCUGGCAAGUCCGAUGAAUCACCCAACAAGAAACAAGGUGCAAAGCGUAAGGCACCCUCUGUGGUUGACAUGUUAAAGAAGAAAGGGAAGAAAUUAUGCUAAUAGAGUAUUAUGGUUAUAUUAGGUUUUACCCUACAGAAUUAAUGUUAGUUUCUUAUUAAUAUGUCCAUUCUGGCUCUGUGGGGUCUACCUUCAUUCUUCAUUGGUUACCAUUUCAUAUCUUAAGGGCUGUUUUUUUGGUUGUAUAUUUAUAUGUUUUUACUUUUUUUAAGGGAAUUUUUUUAUUGCUAUAAGGCUUUACUGUAUUUUCCCCAUACUGUAAUGUUUAAAUCUACCCCACUAGAGUGCUUACAAAGGUUUGUACUUAUGGAUUUGAUCUGUUUAUAAAUACAGUAGUACCUUAACUUACAAGCUUAAUUGGUUCUGUGACAGAGCUCUUAACUCAAAACACUUGUAUCUCAAAUCAAUGUCUCCCAAUUAAAUUAAUUGGUGCUUGGUCCCGCCAAACGACACAAUUUUGACAUGUAAAAUGCCUUUUAACAAGAAAAAUAAACUUUUACAUACAACAAUUUUGCACAAAGGCAAUACAAUAGAAUGGACUACGAACAACUGUUGUAGUUUUAUGAAGUCAUGUAAAAAAUAAUGUACAGAAUUUAUCUUGGAGAGUGGACCUCUACGGUAACUUAUUCAAGCUGCUUCUUCAUCAAACACACCAUCAGCAACUUUUUCAUAUUUUCAUGGAUGAAUCUCCGCGGUUUCGACAUUAUUUUAACAUCCUUGGCUGGCGUUAGACUCAUUCUGCUUCAGUAUGUUUCACCAAGUUGGCGACACGCUCGGUCAUAUUUUGGAUGAUUUAUUCUUUAAUUCAAUUAAUAUCAUCCGCUUCUUCUUCUCAGCACCCACUUUCUUUCUUCCCAUGGUCUCAUGUCCAUCUCUAGCUAUAAGUUAAGGCUAUCGAGGAAGACCAGUUCUUUUCGGCGGCUCUCACGGGGUGACAUUUUCUACGCCAAGUAGCGGCGGAGGUGCUUGUAACUUAAAUUUGUGCUUGUAAUUUAAAGCAUAACAGUUAGAUGAGGCACAGUUCUUAUCUCUAAACACUCUUAAAUUGAGGUACCUCAGUAAUUGAUGAUCAAAACUGCACCUAAAACCUAACAGGUACUAAUGAACAUCACUAGGGGGCACUGUUACUUUACUAACCUAACCAAAAUCUCUUGGCAGUGCUAAUUUUUUCAAUGACUACCCUUUUUCGGAAUCCUAUGAAAUAAAAUGUGCAUGUAUAUGUAAAAAAUACAUUUAUUUAGUUGAUUCUAAUGUAUAAAACAAGAAAAUCUGGAUCAUUGCACUGUGUGUGUACGUGAGUAAGUGUCAGCUGUCCUGCUAAGUCGAGUCUUCUCCUGUUGCUGCUUCCUUGGAGCUGACACUAGUAUGAAUAUCCAGAAGAUGAUGUCACAACUUUGACUGUGGGCCAGAUGGGCGCACAAAGCUAAGCUUGGUUUCCACAGAGAUCAGGUCAAACACCCAAACAGAGUGCUGUGCAACUGCAAGUGUAUUUUAAGAAGAGAACCUUUAUGGUAAACUCUCGCAAUGCUCAAAUCCCGGUUAAGUACAAUCGGACGUUUUUUUCAAUGAAGCAUUGAAUGGUCUUCCUUUGUUGUUCCAUUCAUUAGUAAUCGUCUAUAGCCCUCUUUGGUCUCCCUAUUUAUCUGUGUGGACACUUGACAAUUGAAAACAUUCGGGAGUGUGAUGCUGAAACAGCCCAGUAGGAUCAGAACAGCAUGUCCUCAAGCAGCUGGUGUUCCAUAGCAGAUAUUGGAGUUGCUGAUCAUUAUAAUCAUCCUUCACCAAGGAACUUAUCAAGUCAGUUUUGACCCUUGAAAUCAAUCAUCAUUAAAACAAAAGAAAAAAAAAAAGAUUGAACAGGGCAAAUACCUCCACCAAGUUUGGAGAAAAUGAAAGGUUCCCUUUACUUGACAUGACAUCUUGCUUUGACCUUUGACCUUUUAACUCUCCACACAGUAUGGUGCUGAUAUAAAUGAGGAUAUUGAGCAUUAUACUUUCGUGUAGUGCAAAAGUAGAAGAUUUGACCUUUGCACACAUCCCAAACAACAACGGCAGCCCUUUAAAACGUGUUCUUGUCUAUCAGCCCUCAAUAAAUCUGCCCCAGUAAGCCACAACAGGAUUUGUAGCAUGGUUAUACAUAGUACAUCAUGAGGCAACAGCAGUGCAAUAUAGAAAAUACAUCACUAUAAUCUAAGUUGGAUGAAAAUCACGUGUCUUCAAAUUUUGUGUGCAUGUCUUUUCAUUACAAGGAAAAAAAUAGUUUUUUAAUAAUAAUAAAACAAAAACAUUUGGAAACAUUUUUUCUAACUUUUUUACAUGUAUUUUGUCUAUCAUUUUAAAGUUUUUGAAAAAAAGAAAACCAUAUAUCGCCAAAUUUACUAAUUGGUAUUUAUUUAUUUUUCGGCCCACAUUUCUGUGUUUUUCAAACAUUUUAUUAUUUAAAAAAACAGCAUUUGGUAGAGCAAGUUGCGCUUGUGUUGAGUGAGUUCUUUGUGUUAGUCCGGAAAAAAAAAAAACAGUUUCCACCAAAUUUUGCUGUAUUACUUUUUUUUCUUCUUUCUUUGUCUUUAAAACAUUUUUUAAUUAAAAAGAGAAUAAUACAUUUGGAAAUACUCAGGUUUCAGUAGACCAAAUGGGUGUUACGUUGCUGCAUGGUAGGUAGUUGUCAACCCAAGAUGCAGAGACAUAUGAUCUGACGUGCAGGUAUAACUAUAUUUAAUAUUUAAUAUACAAGAAUACUAGGAAGUGCACAGGAGGCAGGGAAAGCUAAGCAUGAAAAAGCAUUCGCAGACAAACAGUAAAACAAUGUUCCAGCCCCAACAGAAUGGCGAGGCUGGCAUAUAAGGCCCUUUGAUUAGUGAUCAGUGACAAGUGACUGUCCUGAUUACCAAUCAGAGGCAGGUGUGCUUAAAAUGCGCUCCUUGCAACGAGUGAAACCAAAAGAGGAAAUAAACACUGUACAGGAAUAAAAAAACAUAAACAAGUACAAUCCUAAAUUGGGGUGGUUUUGGGUGAGUGUUUCUUUGUAUUAGUCCAAACAUUAUAACAUAAAAAAAAGAAAUCAAAUUGAAUAAAUAAAAAAACAUCUACAAUAUCUCCAAAUUCAAAAAAUCGCAACAACAAAAUGAUGUAUGAUAUCUCCAAACAUCUUACAAAUUAAAACAUCAGAGUCUAAUGAAAACCACAUAUCUCCAAAAAAAUAUUAUUUUGAUUAUAUGCAUAUAUCCUACAUUUGUGAGGGCAGGGUUCAUCCUUAA